Oppiella nova is the source of this 2136-nucleotide messenger RNA. Lineage: Eukaryota; Metazoa; Arthropoda; Arachnida; Sarcoptiformes; Oppiidae. The record is from the annotation of a GenBank genome assembly.
AUGAGUGGAUCAAGCGGUGACUUUGGAGACGCUCAAAGCCAAGGGGUGGACAAGUGGUGGACAGUUGUGCGUAACGUUGUGUAUGAGUGUGACAGCGAAGUGUCAGCCAUUUUAGUGAUCCCUUCAUUACUUCCUAAUUGCGAUUCAGAGGAAGUGUCGGAAGUGUUGGCCACCGACCGGAGCAGCUCUGAGGUGAUGGCUGGAAGUGAUCGCUGGUAUUUCGACAGAGAAGUGCUCGCAAACACUCCCUCCAGAAGAUGUGGCAUCGACUCAGACAAAGAGCUCUCGUAUAGACAACAGGCGGCGAACCUAAUCCAAGAUAUGGGACAACGUCUGCGUGUGUCAGUUCAUACAAACCGGUCUCAGUUAUGCAUAAAUACAGCCAUUGUUUAUAUGCAUCGCUUCUAUACGUUUCACUCGUUCACCAAAUUUCAUCGAAAUUCGAUCUCGAGUUGUGCGCUCUUUCUGGCGGCCAAAGUGGAAGAACAGCCGCGAAAGUUAGAGCAUGUGAUCAAAGUGUCGCACAUGUGCUUACAUCGAGACAUACCGGCCCUCGACUUCAAGAGUGAGGCCUAUAAGGAACAGGCGAUGGAACUGGUGUUCAAUGAGAACCUAAUGCUACAGACACUGGGCUUCGACAUCGCUGUCGAACACCCGCACACUUCGGUCGUCAACUGCUGUCAACUGGUCAGAGCGAGCAAAGACUUGGCUCAGACCUCGUACUUCAUGGCCACUAACAGUCUUCACUUGACCACAAUGUGUCUCCAACACAAGCCCACAGUCGUGGCCUGUGUUUGCAUACACCUGGCCUGCAAGUGGUCGCGUUGGGAGAUCCCGCGCUCGAGUGAAGGCAAAGACUGGUUCUAUUACGUGGACACUAGUGUCACGUUAGACCUAUUGGAACAGUUGACGUCCGAGUUCUUAGCUAUUCUAGACAAGUGUCCCUCAAGACUCAAGCGGAAGGUUAUCAGUGGCACUGAAGCUGCCGGCGCCUCAACGUCGGGUUCUCAUCACAACUCAUCACUCAAUAAAUCAAUUGAUGAGAAGAGGAGUUCAAUGCAUAUAAAGGAAGAAAACAAGUCAUCGACUGUUCAUAAGUCGAGUUCACAUCAUUCGACCGAAAGGAGUGAUAAGACAUCGGCAAUGAACUCAUCGGUGAGCCGUCGAUCGCCGCCCACUUCGCCGCUCACCAAGAAAUUGAAGACCGAACAGACCUGCCAUACGUCGAGCCAACCCUUAAGCAAACCUCCCGUUUCCAUGACUUACGCGGCCUAUCGGGAGAGGAAGGAGAAGGCAAACACUCAACCCGACUGUCCAAAACAGCAGCCAAUUCUGCCCAAUAAGUCAUCAACACAUAAACCAAAUCGUGAUAUCGUUUCAAAUCCACAAAAGGAGAGAAUAUCUCCAAAACAACAAAUAAUUACUGAUAGACAGCGACAAAGCGAUGAAAGGCAUAGACUUAAGCCUAAAAAUAGUGAUUAUUUAUUUGAGAGCAGUAGUCGUCCAGCGGUUACAGCAAAACCAAUCUCUAUACCGACAAAUCAAAAGCCCAAUAAUAUAACCGAAGAUUUUUACGAUAAUCUGCUGAACAAACCGUCAAAUUUCAACUCAAUCUUCGCGACCGGCGAUGGCGACGACUCGCUUGACUUCAAGCGCGAUGUCGUUUCCAACCUUCAGAUGGAGUUCUCAGAUAAUUCUAAUCAAUCGACUGAUGGCUUGAAUUUGAGUUCAUUUCCAUCAGAUUUUAUGAACGACUCUUCGGACUCCAAGAAGAGUUUGAAUAAUAAUAAUAACAAUAAUAAUAGUAAUAAUAAUAGCAAAUCACAACCCAAUUUGGAGACAAAGCCCACGAGUUUUAUGUCUAUAUUCUCGACACCAAUCGCCACAACUCAGACCAUAACUCCCAUAACCGCCGCAACAACGGCUCAGAAGUCAGACAACCCGAAGGCAAACAUUCCCUCUAAAUAUAGUGAUGUCUUAUCUCGUAUUCCUCCGAUGUUAAGUCCAUUGCAUACGGCAGUGAAGUCUGCGGUAGAUAUGGAAAUGAUUCCCAAAUUAGAGAAACCGUUUUCAUCGCACUCUUCAGCCCUAACGCAUCCCAAAAAUAAUAUCAAUUUGAACUCAGAAUUGGAUUCA